UUUAUUCAUUUGAAGCAGAAGAUUGUUUAAAAAACGAACAUUUAAACGUUACUAACGUAGACCCAGCAUUAUCAUCCCAUGGUGUUAUUAUUUCCCGGAUGAUGUUUAAUUUUUAACAGUUUCGUAACAGUCCUAUAUUAUGUCCUUCUUCCUCAUGUCUCGGAUAUCGGGUGCAUUUAAACGUUAAAAAUUUUUACUGCGUUUAAAGUUUUAACUAAAGAAAUAUAGGACGCAUGACUUUCGUUAAAUAUGACACAUAUAAGUCAACAAAUAUAACAUAACACAAAGGUUGUAAAUAUUUUUAUAAUGGAGAAGGACAAGAAGUUGUUAAUUUUCUGUGUUCUAUUCGCUAUUUCUGUUUCAUCAUGCUAUGGACGAUUCAGAGGAAGAUAUCGGAGUGGUGGUUAUUAUUAUAGAGGGGGAUAUUAUGGCUCAUACAGCUCCUAUAGCAGCAGAACUUCGACUGGAACUAUAGUUGGAGCUGUGAUCGGCGUAACCAUUGGCAUAGCUGUGUUGGUUGUAGUUAUCUUUAUCAUAAGAGCGUUGUGUUGCAAAACAGCUCAACGAACAAGAAAUACUGGGCAAAUGACCACUUGGUCUUCAAAUGUGCAACAAUCAUACGCACCACCGCCAUAUUCAGCACACGACAAGACAUACACGACUGGGAUUGACUACAAUACUAAAGAUACAACAAACUAUCCACAAAACAUGCAAUGUACUACCAACUCGACACCAGAACAGCCACCGCCUCCUUACCCAACAUCACCACCUUACCCAACAUCGCCACCAUAUCCGGAUACAAUCAACAAUUAUCCAACGCAACCGUAUCCUUCAAACGAUACUGCACACUCACAAGAUCUUACCGCGCAGCCGCUGUCAAAUCUGUAUGAAUCUAAACCGUCUUAUGACAACCAUGGCAUGACGCAAUAAAUUAAAAAAAUAUAUAAGAAAAAUGACAGCACAAGAUGCUCUGUUAAAUCGAGACAUUUUUUGAGAAAUUUUAGUUUCUUGUAAAACUUUUUUUUAUGAAUUGAGUAUUAAAAGAGCUGUUCGCACGGUAUAUGGAUCAAGUUACCAGAAGUUUUCCAUAUUAUUAUUUUUCUAUUUUAAUAGCAAAUUAUAUUUAGUUAAAUACAAGAAUGUGUUGUUUUAGCAAUCUGACAAAAUAUGUUUACAUAUAAAAUGAUAUUUAAAAAUCAACAGUGGAUAAGCAUUCACACAUAGAGCAGAUCCGCUAACCUUACCAUAGCACAUUAGUUCCUAACCCCUCCUAUUUUGAAGGGGUUCGUAUUAUUCAAUCUAGUUCUUUAUGUAGUGUUGUUUGGACUGUUUUGUUUUCUUUUUGUCAAGGUUUUGUCUGUCUUCUUUAAUUCUUGCAUGGAAUUUAAAUUCCUUAUGGUACCUUAUUUCCUAUUUUUUUUACAUCGUACAGAUCGCCGCUCUUAUUCUUUGUGUAUAUCGGUUGAAAAAUAGAAUCAUAUAAGUAAACAUACCCCCAACAACAACAACACAGAAAAGAAAAUCUAUUAAUUCAUAUUGAAUACUAAUAUCCGAGUAGCAGUAAAUACAAUGCAUGUUAUAGUUAAAAAUAUGUAAAUAUAUGAUUUCACGUAAGCCAUCAAAGCAAGAAUCCUGUACUAUUUAUUAUAUAUUGCAAUUUUAUUCGUUCUAUAAAUUAAUAUCAGAAUGAUUCUCGGGCUCUUCGUCUAAAUUCAUAUCAAACGAAGCAAAACAAACCACAUUCUAAAGGUGUUCCCAUAAUUUAUAUGUUGACAAUCAUAUUAAAGAAAAGAACGAAAGAAUCUAUAGUGUUAUUAGUUUCAAAAUGUUCAGUAAAAAUGAUGCCAGGAUUCUACAGUAAAAAUAUUUUGCCGUGCUUAGAAGUAAAACCAUUUUAUUUAAUUUAAUAAAACAGCAUACUGUGUAGUCUAUCUUACAUAAUUGAUUAUUCAAUAUCACGGUGGGUAAGGUUGUCCUGCGAGAGAACGUUCUGUGCUGGUGAUUCGGUCCUGACUGGUGCUGGUGGGUCCUGAUUCUGUGCUGGUGGGUUUGUUUACAUUGUACCAGAACGGCAAUAAAACAACUGUUCUGUUGCUUAAUUUUUCUCUGAUACUUCCUAAGUACCAUGCGAGGAUUAUUACAAUGAUUUUUUAUUUGAAAAAGUCGUGCAAAUUCGCCAAACGAAAUUGUCCUGACGAUGUGCUGGUGAUUAGAAAAACGGUCCUGGUUCUGUGCGCCUAUGUCCUGGUUCUGUGCCUUUAUAUUUUAGUUAAAAGUGGCAAAUAUUCAAGAUCAUUGAUGCAGAAAAUUUGUAUAAUUGAUAGAAAAUAUAUCUAGCAUAUAUUUGGUGGAUAUUUCAUAUGAGCCAAGUUGAGUCUGUUUUUUUUUAUUUGAUUUUUGAGAGGGGGUGCAAGAUCUUUCUGUUGAGGUGUUUUGGCAUUUUAAAACUUUUGUUAACUGUUAUUUUGAAGAUAUAUGUGCUGUUAACUGUUAUUGACUAAUUAGCUGUUAUCUGUUUUCUUAAAAUUGACAUUGUUGUGAACUGUUAUUAUGAAAAAAAAUACCCCUGUUUACUGUUUUUUGAUUUUUGAAUUCACUGUUUUCUCAUUUAAGAUGAUUUAAAAUGCUGUUAUCGGUUAUCAAUAUUUUAAAUUUAUUGUAAUCUGAUUUGAGCAAAAUAAAAAAAAUAUUGACCUGUUAAUUGAACCCCUCUUUUGACCCUUUGAGAUAAGAAAAUAUGCAUACGAUUUUCGGGAUUACGAUCCUUUUGCAUGACCAUCAAAAUACGGUGUAAAAUAUCCAAUACCCAUAUAAAAAAGAUUAUCUUGCAUGUUUGCAAAUGGAAAAAAAUUCCAUCAGAAAUCAAAUGACUUGGUGUUAACAACUAUGCGUAACCGUACGACCUUCAACAAUGACCCGAAAAAUCAAAAUGUAAAAGGUUUUGCAUAAAAAUAGAGAGCAUAAAUAUAGAAUAAAGGACUGUUUUUCUAAUAAAAUUGAGAAUGGAAAUGGAGAAUGUGUCAGAGACAACAACCCGACCAAAGAGCAGAAAACAGCCCACGGACACCAAUGGGUCUUCAACACAGCGAGAAAAUCCCGCACCCGGAGGCGGGCUUCAGCUGGUCCCUAAAUAAAAUGUGUACCACUUCAAUGAAAAUGGACGUCACACUAAAUUCCAUAGCAUAUAAAUGAACUAAAAUUACAAAAAACAUUCAAGACUAACAAAGGCAAGAGGCUCCUGACUUGGGACAGGCGCAAAAAUGCGGUGGGGUUAAACAUGCUUUGUGAGAUCUCAACCCUCCCCCUAUACCUCUAGCCAAUGUAGAAUAAACAAACACACAGCAAUACGCACAGUAAAACUCAGUUUAAAAGAAGUCAGAGUCCGUAUCAGAAUAGGUAACUAAAGAAACUAAGCAAAAUGACAAUGAUACAUAAAUUAACAAGGGACUACUAACAGUUACUCCCAUGCCAGUUCAAGACCUCAAUUCAACUGAUUGAAAGAUUAUGUCUUCAUCAUAUGAAAAUCAAGCACAACCUAAGUUGAUCACGGCAAACUACCAGGUGAGUCUGAACAUUUCUUAGAUGAGUUUAGAUAAUACAUUCAGUGUAGCCUAAGCAUCCUGGAUAUUGUUUCUCUGACAAAUUUGUACGAUACUGUAGAUACUUUUCUUUUUAUUCAACCAAAUGAAUUUCAGCCUUGUUUCUGCACGUAGGAAUCAUGUGUCCUCAGCAGCUAAAAUCAGAUUUCUUUGUAACAAUUUAGUGUUUACUAAAAGUAUGACAAUAAUAUUGCGGGUUUUUUUUUUGGAAUAAGGAAGAGUGAGGUCACGGUGAAAGUUAUUAAGCUUGGAAUAGUUUUGAAAUUCUAAAAUUGUUGAUAAAAAAUAAUUUGAUGCAGAUGAUCAAGAACGAUUUUAUUACUGCAGUUGAUAAUUUUACCAUAAAAACAUUUUCCAAGAGGGGAAGGGGGGUUCCCGUAAGAUUUAAAAGUUGUACUUUAAGAGAAAAAUGUAUCUAUUAGCUAUUAAGCAUCAUUUGCUGUACCUUUAAGCCUCUGGUCAACAUAAAAUUAUUGUCUGAUCGGUUGUCAGGGGGAAUUUUCGAAAGUUCAAUAAAACCUUUAAAAAAAAUAUUUAAAUAUUUCAUGGAAGGGCAGACUAGAAUUUGUCAGAAAAUGAAGACUAGAUAACCUAGAUAACACAAACAAAAAUAAGAUUUGUUUAAGUUAUGCAUUUUAAAUAUCCAAAAGUAAAGUCUGUUGUCAAGGAUUUUUGAUAAAGAAUUAAGGGGGAGUAAGUGAACGAUGUGUCCUAAUUUUCUAUUUUUAACUAUAUUUCUUGAAUAAAAAUAAAAUAUGCCCAAAUUUUGAUUGAAAAUGAGUGAAAAAUGAGUGAACGAAAAAAUAAAAUACCAGACUAAGAUGUACACUUUUAGUUAAAUAUUUGUAAUAGCACGAAGCUUUUAAUUUUUGUGUUUCAAACACACCUUCUCUGUAGUAAUGACUCAUUACAAAGGUAUUUCACUUCAUCCAUUUAUUUCAUUUUUUGAUAAGUACUGUGAAUUCUCAGUAUUAUUAUAUUAACAUGUAGCCUAAAUAUAAAGAAAAAAUCGAAUCUAAAGCCAGAUAUAUCAAACAUUUUAUUUUUAUUUUAUACGUUUUCAGGAAAAAAACAAUCAACUCAAACACGCCUUGAACGUAAAAUGUGUACUCGUCUGUCUCUUUACGAUAAGAUAGUUGCCGAUUUUUAGACCCCCCCCCAAAAAAAAAAUACUGUUGCCGGGGGAGAGAUGCAAAUAAAUGCUUUUUAAGAUCAAUAUUUUAUCUUUUCGUGCAUGUUUUUUUUUCAGUUGAAUUUAAUGUUAAAAAAUUACAAUAUCUCGUAGUUUCAUACUACUAGUUGAGUAUAAAAAAGUAUAUAAGAUGCAAACAAUCUUAAAUUAUACACCUACAUUUGCCUUUUAAAAGCCAUAAAAAACAGUUUUAUACAAUCCAAAUAUACAAACUUUACAAAACUUGGUUUAAUUUCAACUGGUUAUCAACCCGUUUCGCUCUGUAUCAAGGGGCCGUGUGAGCUAUUGACUUGACGUCCGUAAUUAAAAAAAAUCUUCUCUGAAAUUGCUUGACCAAAUGUUACCAAGUGAAUUUUCCUGAGUGAAUCUAGGAAAAAACAAUAUUCAUCAACAAACAUGACCACUGUUUGUUAAAAUAAAUUCGAGUUUUUAGUUUAUAUCGCAAAAGUUCAAGCAGUUAGCUUGGUUAGAGCAAAACUUACCGAGUAAAAAUAUUCAACAGGCCAAUGUCUAUCUACCUUGCACUUUUCAGAAAAUUCAGAUCAGAUGCCGAAACUUGGUCCAGCAACAUUUAUCAGCAAUACAAGAUUUUGACCCACACAGUUUCCAUUCAAUACAAAUAUUCUUGUUGCAAUGAAUCAUUUUAAAUGCAAAAAUACCAGUUGCAGCCUUUAGUUUGUUUAUUUAUAUAUGUGUAUAGAUUAUCGGGUUUUCUACACAUUGAUAUCGUAAAAUAUCAACCGCGAGCCACAAUGUGAACCUUUUUGGCGAGUGAGCGCAGCGAUCGAGAGAAAAAGCUUCACAUUGUGUCGAGCAGCAGAUAUUUUAUGAUAUCUAUACGAAGAAAACCCGAUUAUCUGUUUAUCGUUCUAUAACUGGUCUUUUCCCCCUCCUUAAGACAGUUUUACGCUUGACGAAAGCAAGCUUGAUAACGUCUCCUCUCACAUUGUGACGUCGCUGAUAACUUCUCCUCAGACAUUGUGACGUCGCUGAUAAUGCCUGCUCUCGUCUCAAAGCCGUGAUACGAGAAUUACGGAGCGACUGAGCAGGGUGAUAUAGGCGUAGGGAAGGACGAUAAAUAUGAAUAUAUGAAGGGAAGCACGGUCACCAGGGUGUGAAAUCCAUGUCAUCUGAAAUAAAUACUAUGCAUAGAUCUAGAAAUCGACAGAUAAUAAUGACAUUUAAAAAAAAAAAAACUCUCUUGUAUUCGAAGUUUUUGCAGUUUUGUUUUGUCUAAACAAAUUGACACACAAAAUGAAUAUAGUAUUGUGGAAUUUUUUUAACUUAAAAUGUUCGAUACAUUGGUAACACCGUUACUAGGAUAAUAAUCCUGUCACGUAUGAAUUGGGUAAAAAGAUGAAAAUGUGAAAGUUUACGGGUGGUAGGUGCAACAUGAUACGACAGCUCACAUGGCUCGUCAGGGUGGGAGCUAAAAAGUGGAUCAAAGUCCAUGAAAAUUUGAUUUAAAACCUUUAUUCAUUCCAACAAAUUAUUGAGAUUUUGUUGAGGGUUUUACCAUCUACGGCAACAAGAAAACUUUCAGAAUUUAAUGCAAAGAAGGUUUAAAGUCUUUCGCCAAAAAUACUAUCAAUUUCUUCUUAUCCUAUGUGAAGCUCCAUGCAAUCUCCAUCCCUUUAUGAUCAAUAAAUUGAACUGUAAAAUACUACUUAGUAUCUUCCACAUGCUUUUAUAAUGUCUGAUGUAUACAUAUUUAUGACAAUAACUGUUGUGAGCACAAGAUUCACUGCACAGUUUUAAAGUUUUGCUAAAACAAAAAUUAAAAUGUAAACUUAAGUUUUGCGAAAUUUGUUUGAUGUGUACCGAUUGAGAUUUUAAUCUAAGAGAACAUGGUUUCCAAUGCUCCGUGUUGAAGGCCUAUAAUGGUUUACUUUUAUAAAUUGUAACUUGGAUGGAGAGUUGUCUCAUUGGCACUCAUACCACAUCUUCCUAUAUCUAUUUAUCUAUUACUUGAACUAGCUUUCAGUAGCUGCGAGUACUCGUGGUUCAAUAAUUUGUGUCUUUAUGUUAUUAUUUUGUGUGCUAAGUGGUGUGUUGUUACACCACUGUACCAAUGAAGGAGGAAAGGAGGAGGGGUUGGGUGGGGUGUGGAGCACAAACAAACAUGUUUAGCCCUGUCACGAGUGCCCAAAACCAGUGGUUGUCGAUGCUUUCUAUCUGUCAUGUUUGUUUUUUGUUCAAAGUUGUAUUUUAAAUCAGGCCGAAGGUCUUCAUUUUUUAAUCGUUUACCGUGAUUUUUAUAGCUAGUAUUCGUUAUGGUUUUUGCUCGUUGUUGAAGGUCAUACUUUGACUUGCAAUUGUUCACAUCUUGUUCCAUUCUAGUAAGUUUUUAUCAGUCAUGUAUGAAAAGCAAGUCUAUGUAGUUUUUUUAUCCAGUCGAAAUGUAUUGGAGACAGUGUAUAUAUUAAGGAAGAAAUUAGAGGCACCAGUAGUAAGAUCAUCUAACCUCGUAUAUUUAACUGAAAUAAACCAGUCAAACGUUUAUUGUCGUUAUAAUAUACAUGUCGCUUAACCUUAAGCACCUUUUAAAACUGUUUUAGUUAGCAUAUUAUGUAGAGAAUCAUCAAUUUAAGGGCAUUUAAUAUCUUAAAUAAAACUUUUCUAAUUAGAUAUAUUUUCAUCUGAUAUUGGACGGAAGAUGUUGCCCUUUUAUGUAAUAUAAGUUACGAUUAUUUGAAAACGCUUAUUAAACAGCCAAAUGGAUGCACAAAAGUAAAAAUAGGAGUCACAAAUCCGAUUGAAUACAAUUAUCUGCCCAAUUUUAUUGAUUCUGUAACGUUUGUUUCAAAUAUAACCAACUGUUUACCAAAAAUCACCAGCACCGUAUCAGGACCCACCAGCACAAUGACAGGACCCACCAGCACAGAAUCAUGACAUGUCUAAACUGAGAAAAUGCACAAUUUUAAUAAAUUGCACAGGUUUUUUCACAAAAUAAUUUUGUCGUGUGGAUUUGGGUAUAGAAAGUGGACUCCAGGAGCUUUUUUUUUAUUUUUUCAGUUCUAGAUUUUCUAAAAAUGAGCACUUUUGUGUUACGCUUACUGUAAUUGUUUUCCUAUGAACCCAUAAGAAACAAAAUUAAAACAUCUCAACUGUUUCCUUCCAUUUUUUAUGCGAGAAAACGUCAAAAUUCGUCAUUUUCGUCUUUGUUUACAUAUUUUUAAUGAUCACCAGCACCAGUCAGGACCGAAUCACCAGCACAGAACGUUCUCUCGCAGGACAACCUUACCCACCGUGAAUAUGCUUUUACUUUGUUUGCAUGUGUUUAUUGCAUUCAUCUUAAACGUUUUUUAUUAUUUUAUUUGGCAAUAAACAUAUGAAUUCAAAUCUCAAUUUAGUCGCCAAUCUAGUAAAAUUAUUUGACUGGACAACGUCUGCAAGUGAAUUUUCAUACUUCGUGGGUUUUUUUUUUCAAGAUUCAUAUCUGAAGAUUUGUUCCCCUUCAUUACCUAACUUUUAUGAUUUAUUGGUGACUGCUGAACACCCAGUUACAAAUAUUAUAAAAGGAUAUAAAGAUCAAUGACAUGUGAAAGCCAGGACCUAUGUGUAACAGUCUCAGGCGAAUUAAAGCGAUAUGAAUAUUAAGGUAAACAAAUGCAACAGUCCAACCGAAAUUUCAAACAGAACAUUCCUCUGACUGCUACUUCACCCGUCUUGACCCCUUAAAUAACUGGGUUCUUUCCGGAGAAUUCAUAUACCUUUUUUUAUAGUGGAAGUAUAUGACCCGACCACCUGAACAUGAGGCAAGCACGCAGACUACCGACAUGACCGAGGCGGUUACAAUUUUACAACAAUACUAUCAGUUCAGAUUUACAACGUAAACAGCUGACAAGAAGUGAAAAGUAUGAUUUUUUUCUGGCAAUUAGAGACCAACCUGAGGAUGAAGUUUUUCAGAAAAUGCACACAAAUCCAUGGAUGUUUUCUUGCAUGUUUUGGUUCGGACGAGAACAGAUUAAAGAUAGGAAUCAAUGAGAUUGGUUCUGUAAAUAAGUCGUACAGGAUGAGGGGCUGGAAAUGUGGACUGACCCUUCUUGCAAAAGAGGAAUACGGGAAACAUUUAAAGAGGGAGGACAUGAUGGAUGCUCAAAGCAAAGAGAAUGUUCUUGUUCGAGCGAUCUGGAACUUGCAUGGAAUCAAAAUAUCGCAUUUAAGGAAAUGAAUGAAAGGUUGGAACUAAGUAUUCGUUAUGGAAAGUGUCCACAUGUUUUGAUGCAGCUUUGUGGCAUAGCUGUGAAUUAUGAUCAAGAUUUUUUAACUGCAGAACUGUCUAAAUAUACUCAACAGUUGGAGAAUAGCAAUCCUUUGCGCAAUGCCAUGAAGUGCACAGCUGGUUUUUAUUGGAUUCAUUUGGCAGUAUUAUUUAGAAAAGAAAAACUAAUACAAUAUUGUUUUGAAAGUCCGUAUAUAAAAAUUCCGAAUCAUCUUUUGAUCUCUUUGAAACACAAAAUUUCACCAGUUUUAUUAGCCGUCGUACAUCAACUACCCAAUUUAGCGAAAUCUAUAGCAUCGUUUAAUCCAAGUUUAAUAUGGUCUGCUGCUGAAAACAUCGACGUCAUCGGCACAAAUACUGAAGAUAAUAUCAAAAUGAAUGGUUUAACAUGGACGACGAAACCUAAGCAUUAUGACCACUUAAUAAAUUUGUUCGAUAAUGAACACAAUAUCAACCAUGUCAACAUCAAUGCCAUAACAUGGGCGAUGAAACAUAAGCAUUAUGACACCUUAAUUGAUUUGUUGAACCUAGUUGACAAUUAUCAUUUGGUGGAAGGAGAUGUUUCGACAAUCUGGUUUCAUGAUAUCAAAAAUGCAAUUUUAUGUGGCAAUGACGAUGAUAUUUACUCACUUGCACGUGUGAAGGGUGUGGAGUUUUUCAAAUACCUCGAUCUGAUAGGGUUCUUGCUGAAAUCAGGAAGGAGUAAAGAGCUGAGAAUCGUUCUGGAGAAAACAGAUUUUUGUGCCCAAUCCAUCAAUAAAACAACGAAGGAACGUAGGUUUUUAAUGGCUGAAAUUGUAGCCGCUGCUGCAUUUGAAGGUGACGUCACUAACCUUUCUCUUCUGAUCGAAUUCGGCUUUGAAAUUAACGCAAAAUAUUUGGGAAUUAGCUUGCUUUCUUGGGUUGAGAGUUUAAACAUGCACGAAAUUUCAGAGGUAUUGUCAGAGGCAGGGGUAUCCAACAAAAAGUUUAAGAUGAAAAAAGAUUCUAUGAUAGAUUUAGCAGUAUGCUUCGUUGGACACCCAUGGACCGAUAUGAUUGAUAAGGUUCGUGUGGUACAUCUUUUGUAUAAAAACGGACACGUGAUAUUUGAUUCCGAUACCAGUCUGACUAACACGUGGAAAAAUGGAGACGACCGCCUUAUGAAAUACUUCCUUCUACGAGGAGAAAACCCGCAAGGAACUUUCGAUUCCCUUCAACAUGGCUAUUAUGCAGCCAGAAGAGGUUGCCGCUUAUUUUUUUAUUUGGUUGUGACAUCGAAUUCAGUUUUGUCAGUUAAGCAUUGGUUGAUAACUUGCAGGCUUUUAAACUAUUACGAAGUUUUGGAAAUACUUCCUGACAUUAUGGACCUUUCAUCUAUCCAAGAUAUUGUUACAAACGGGGCAAUGGAGUGGUUAGAAAUUGAAAAGAUUCCAUAUACUUCAUCUGAAAAACAUAUACAAUGGUAUCGACAUGUUAGGUCAUUGCAAAAAAUAUGCAGGAGAGUCUUGUGUUCACAUUAUAAAGGAUUCAAAUAUAUCAGAUUUCUAAAAUAUAACGAAAAAUCUAUUCCGUCCUCCAUUUUAUCAUUUUUGAAGAAAGACGAUGUUCUACAAAAAUUUCUCAGUGAUUCACAACGUGACGAAUAUGAUGAAUCAGUACAUGGAGUAGAUGAAUAUUUCCUAUAAAACACAUAAAUGAAUUAACUAAUGAAUUUAGCUUUUUUCUAUCGCCGAUUAACCGCGUUAAACAUUGUUCCAAGAAAUAUGAAGUUGUAUUCUACCGUUGUCGGCUAUGGUGUAAAAUAGAUAUACAAUAUGUACUGUUGUAUAUAUCUACAUUGGGUAGAUAAUAUUCCGUAGUGGAUGCCCUGUGUUGUGCAAUAUCAAGGAACUAGAUCUCCAUAUUUUCCUGGUUCUAUGUCAUAUGAUAAAUCAACGUAAAAAGUUUUUUUAUCAUUAAGAGAAUUUUCUCAAGGGGAAUUUCAAAAAAGUUAACUAGAAGUCUGUAUCAAUCUGGCAUGUGACACGCUGGACCUGAACUUAUUUCAUACUCGACACAAUUCCAGAUUUCUUGACGAGAUAGACUAAGUGUGUGGUCAAUAGAUGCUCAUUUAACCUUGGUCAAUUGAUUUCAUUUUAAGGAUCAGCUUUAAGAAAUAAGUUGUCAUGGUUAUGUUUUAAGUUGCAUGUACUUUUUAAUACAGGGAUUUUCGUUUAUGGGUUUUUUAAACGUGAACCUGUCUGUCUGGUAAGAGUUACCGGCAGAAUACAUACCGGAGAGUCCAGUGUUACCUCUUUAAAAAAGGAGUCAAAUAUAUUCGAUUUCUAAAAUACAUGGACAAAUCUAUUUCGUUCUUUGUUUUAUUAUUUUUGAAGAAAAGCUAUGUUCAUCAGUAAAGAGUUUCACUUCACGAGGAAUAUGAUAAAUUGAAACAUGUUGUGAAUAACCCUUUUCUUUAUAACAAGAGUUUGGUUUUUUAUGUCGCCAGUGAUUCGUGAUGAAUAUUUCUGAAGACCAGACGAAGGUAUAUUAUUCCGAUGGCGUAAAUUCUAGGAUAAAUCUAGAUUAUCGA
Molecule: messenger RNA, 11570 nt
Organism: Mytilus californianus (California mussel)
Lineage: Eukaryota; Metazoa; Mollusca; Bivalvia; Mytilida; Mytilidae
Exons: 8
Coding region: 8821-10683 (620 amino acids)
Source: RefSeq, a predicted model, not a curated record